Molecule: messenger RNA, 13185 nt
Organism: Cotesia congregata
Lineage: Eukaryota; Metazoa; Arthropoda; Insecta; Hymenoptera; Braconidae
Source: the annotation of a GenBank genome assembly
UGUUUUUAUUUUUAUUUUUAUUUUAACUUUUAUUCCAACUAAACUAAACUCUUUUAACUUUUCUGUUCACCGGCAUUCGGGCCCGUAUUUUUAGACCGGUAAUAUACAUAGCGCCAAAGUUAAACCAAUUGGUGUAACAUUACUCGAUAAUACUUAAUACUUAUACAAUUAUAUUAAUACAAGUGUUGACGAGACUUGGGCCUCAAUUAUUCUGAAGAAAGUAAUAAACUGACAACGGAAACGAAGCUAAUAUUUAUACGGGAAAAUUGUCAAGGACGAUCACUUUCGAGUCCCCAAGUUCCUCCGGUUAUUUUUGAGAGGGUUUUAAGUCGCAAAAAAUGGGAGGCGGCCAGCUGGGCCUCCUCCUCUGGAAAAAUUACGUCGUCCGCAAACGGAGACCAGGUAUUCUGAGCCUGGUAUUUCUAUGGCCCGUUGUUGUGUUUAUGAUUCUUUACACCGUUCGUGACAACGUUGAUCCCGAGUACAAUCCAACAUGUCAAUUCCCAGCUCGUCGGAUGCCACGCGAUGGGCUUUUGCCAUUUGUUCAAAGUUAUAUCUGCAGUAUUGGCAAUCCUUGCGAUUCUCUGGAUGACUAUGAAGAAGUUCCAUCCUACAAAAAAGCCACAUUGGGCCCGCUAAUGAUGGAACUGCAGCCGGUAUUGCGAAACAAAACAAUUUUGCAAGCCGUGGAAACUCUACCGCAGAGCGUUAAGUUUGUAAAAUCAAUGGCGGAAAUUUUAACGAGGCCAGAAAUAAAAAAGCUGUUUGAUCGAGGCAUAAAGCUCGGUGACUUAUUCAAUAAUCACGAUGCAGUUAAACAAGCGCUUUUAGCCCAAAUGCCGGGAGCCAGAGAGGACCUGGUUGACGAUCUCUUUGAGGCUUCCAUAAAGCUUUACUAUCUCAUAGAGUCCUUCGGCUCAUCAAACAUCGACGGGAUCAUUUGUUCUCCGGAAAGCCUGAAGCAGUUCAUUGUUCCACCAAAGGAAAAGGACCUGGUUGCUAUCUCACAGGUUUUGUGCAAUCUAGAUCCCAACAAGGUGCCUCUAAUUCUUGAAAGGCUGGCUCAACAUUUAGAUUUUCAAGGGCUCUUGGAGGUAGUCUCUCGAGUUAUGGCUAAGUUUCGCGACUAUGACUUCAUCAGCGAUAUUAAAAGAGCUAUUAUUGCCGUCUUUGAGUUGGAUACAUUCAAGAAGUACGUACCUAGUUAUUUGAAGUUACGUGAAUGGGUGCCCGAGGUUCUUGAGCUGUUCAGAGACGUUAACUUCAAGGCCAUCGAUGUUUCUUUCAUAAACAAGUCAAUCGAUAAAAUGAAUCCAAUCUUCUUCGGCGACCGAGAUUGGGCCACAGCUCGUCACGGGCUCUAUAAAUUAAAUUCAAUAUUAGUAAUAAUAAAAGACAUGACCCAAAAAAAUACCACCCAAGAAGACAAGAAUAUUUUCGAACUGUCUCACGACGUCAGCAGAAGCAUGCUAAAAUUUACGGAGUUUUCCAUGUACACCGAAGACAUCACCAAGAUCCUCGACGAGGCCUUCACGAUGGUCCAAGACGGCGCCAAGCUAACGAACAAGCUUCUAGACCGGCAUCAAGACGAGAUUGAGUUAGCCACCGAAAUUUUGGACAAUUUGCGGGAUAUUUUUCCCAACAAAGUCAUGACAACUCUCACUUAUUUAGUGUCAAUAACCGAGAGCAUUGUUCGUAUGGUCCAUCACGUUGCGAUAAUACACGAAGAGCUCGAUGAGAGAAUUUACAACGUGUCAAAACAGCAUGAGAACACAGUGAAGGAAAUGUUUAGCGAAAUCGAGCCAGAUAUUUUGCGCACGAUCGUCAAGUCGUUCUCACACCUGGAUCUUGCUGAGACAAUAGUUGAAAUGCUGAAGAACAAGCCUAUAGAAGAGAUUAUUUGCGAUGAAGAAAUAUUCAAGAAGAUUUUUGGUGUUCAUGAAUCGAGUAAUUAUAAUUAUAAUUAUUCUGGAAAAUCGGUGACACUUAAUGAAUUUGUUUGCCGUAACGAGACAAAAUUAUUGAUAAAGGACAUUUACGAAAUCUUUGAGUUCGACAAUUUCCGGUCAGUCAUUGACAACACCCUGUCAACAUUCAUUAGCAUGGCGCUAACACGUCCGGUGGCUAUUGAGAAAUCGAAUUUAACUUCAACAGUACGUAGUAUUCGUAAUUUAAUUUACUACUUUGAGCAUUUACCAUUGAAGAAGUUAGACUGGAGUGAGUUUCAAGUUCCGGAUAAGUGGGAGCAGGUGUUCAAUGACACUAAAGCGCAAGGCCGUGUUGAUAUAUUGGGUUAUCAUUUGAGUAUUGCUAAAAAUACCGGCUCUAAAAGCUUCACCUACAUGACAAUAAAGCCCGACUUGGAGAACAUGGAUAUCGUUGCGGACUUGAUUCUAAAGGACUUGAGGGAAAACCCGACCGAGUGGAUCAAUCAAGUCCGGGAACAUGAAGCUGAGCUCCUAGAAGCCUUUUACUUGACUGUAAGCGAUCGGAAUAAAACGCUAAAAAUUUUAGAGUACGAGAAUUUUACUCGCUCGUACUGCCUUGAAAGGAAUAAUGAUUUGGUGACCUACCCGGCGGGCUCCAACGUUACUUUGCUGAAGGGGCUGGUCUGCAGACUCGCACGCGCGGUUCAAACCGAGCUUGAGAUUAAUUUGACCUUGUCAGAGCUCCAGGAGAUGACUUUCAAGGACCGGACUCCCUUCAAUUGGACGUCGUUCAAUGAAAAAUUACUUGAGAUUUACACUUAUGUAGACACUCUAGUGCAGUUUGAUGGGGAUAGUUAUUUACUGAAGCGCUUUGAUGAACUCAAAAGGAAUUUUGAACGGACUUGGACGACCGAUUUAACGGCAGAACACGCUUGGGAAAUCAGCGUAGGUUUGCUGUGUAGAUUUUUUCUCGUGGCGGAGAGCCCGCUUUUCAACGCCCAAUCAAAGCCCAGCUGGCGGCAGCUUUACGCCGUAGCCUGGUCAGCUGCUACAGUAUCCACCAGCAUUGAGCACACCAUCGACAAUGUUCUGGACAACAACAACAACAACAACAGCUCUUUGAGAUUAUCAACAGUGAUGAAAGAUAUGCCUCAAACUGAAAUUCUUCUUGACACCGCUUUGCGCAAUCUCCCCGCGAUAAUUCGUGAUAUUAUUGACAUUCUCAUCCAGCGAAAUCCGAUUCAGCUGGUCACCGCCAUCAAUAACCACCAAAAAGUUGAGCAAAACUGGCCGUGCAUUUUUAACAAAAGUAUAGGAGACGUUUUGGAAUUACGACCGGGCACCAAAGAGUUGAUUCACGAAAUUGAGAAAAUUUCCUGCAACCCUGGUCUGUUUAUAAAAGAGUGGGAAGAGCAUGCUGCAUUCAAGAGGGUAUACGAAAUAAUAAAAAAUCACAACGAGACGAUAUCAGUUCCAUCUUUUAAUUGGACUUCUGGGUACACGUCGUUCCGUCGAUUGAUUGCUAAAUUUGUCAUUUUAAUAAACUCCCCUCUAGACCUUGCACUGAGUAACAAUGCCUCAAAAACGGAAUAUUUUUAUAGUGGUAAAAUAUUGCCAGAGGUGAAGAAAAUAAUAGACCAGUCGAUGCCUAAAAUAGCUGAGCAAUCGAAAAGUAUAUUGGAGUACGUGGACAUGGAAAUAGAUAAAAAUAUACCUGUAUAUAAAAGUAAUAUAACCGCUCGAGAAGCUUGGAUGGAUUUAACACCACGAACUCUCGAUGAAAUCCUUGUGAUCGUCAAGUUUGGAUCUCGUGUAAUUCACGAUGUUGUGGACGUGAUUCUACGGCUACUUGGAGGUGAUCCAAAAAACAUAAAUCUACUGAACGUGUUGGGAUUUACAAGCAAGAGCCCGGUGUCUAUUGUUAGGGAUAGAUUUCCAUAUAUCCUUGCUACCCUAAUUUACGGAGUCACCGAUAUGGAUUUAGAUAACCGUAUUUAUAUUGCUAUUAAUAAUAACAACAAUAAUAAAAGUAUCAGUAUAACUUGUGGUGAGAUUUUUACGUGGUUCGAAGAUUACAAAAUAGGUAUUACAGAAAAAGAGUACCGUAUUCUCAAGAAUUUUACUUGCGACGCCGACCCAGAGAAUUUCAACGCUUUUAUCGAUCUCUACUUGAAAGAAACAACUAUUUGGCGCACUCCUGUUUCAAAUUACGAGCUUCAUUUUCUCUCGCUCGGUGAACAGCUUUAUAAACUCGCAGAGUUAAUAAAAACUUUUAAAGAAGAUCUGCAAAUAAAUCCACCAAUUAAUGAAAAGUAUUUACAAGACGCUGUUAUUACGCUCAAGAAUAUACUGGAAGUGCCGAAAAAAAUUUCUUCUACACUUAAAAAUAAUUAUGAAUUGUCGACUUACCGUCUUGUCAUUCAGGGAUUGUCGGAAGUUCUUGACAAUGCGGCUUUUGCGUUGAAAGACGCGGUCAAAUCUGAAGACAAUGCUCUGCAGUUGUGGGACUUUGUAAAAGCGGGCGAUGUACAUCAGUUGAUCAAAUAUUUAGAAAGUUAUCCCGUUGAAACAAUAUCAUUUGUAGCGACUCUCAGUACAUACAAUACUACCUCGUUGAUUCCUUUCAAAGACGUCAGACACAUGAUGUGUAAUUUGCACUUCAAUAGUAGCUAUUGGAGCCAGCCGAAGGGGAAGCAUUUUUUGAGCCGGCUCUGCACUUGGGAUCAGUCUGAACUACUGAAACAAGCCACCAGUGAAGACUAUGUUGAUUUAAUUAAUGGGAAAAAUGCGUCUUUAAUAAAAAUGAAGCCUCUGGUGAAGUCUGUCACUAGAUUUUUGGACGCCUGGGUGAAAUUGGAAGAGAAGAAUAAAUAUAAAAAAAUUAAUUUUGUGUCUAAUAUUUUUAAUGCUACCACGUGGAAAGAGCUUCCUAACGACACUCAUGCGUUGAUUCACGAGGCAGAAAAAUCAUGGAUUCACAAAGCCGUCGCUGAGUUGGAACCGCUGGAAUAUGAGAGCCAUCCAAUGCAUACUGCAAUCCAAGUGAUGCAAGUUUCUGAAGUGUGGUUGGACGUUAUCAACGGUGGAGAUAUUUGGCAGAAAUUACGAACUACUUUUGAGCACUCGCGUGUUAAAUUCAUACUGAAUUUAAUGGAGGACACGCCAAAUUUGAUGAUUACUAUUAUAGACACGUUUUUAAACUCCGAAAGGCUCAACGAUUUUAUGGACAAGUUCUUGAAUGGCACGAUAAAUGCCUGUGAUAUUGACAAGUACUUAAUCCCCUCGGGGUAUAUAAGGAAGAAGGGGAUUAUUUCAAGCAUCACUAAUUUCUGCAGUAAAAUAAUAAACAGCAAUGACAGUUUAAAUGUAAAGGAUUUCAAGCCACUUAGAGUUGCAUUAAAUGUUAUUUCAAAUUCUGAAUUUAGUAUUUUCUAUUACUCGGACAAAUUCGUUGAAGACAAUAAAAUGACUGUUAAGGCGAAGUUAAAUGAAAGUUACUUUGUAGAGCAGUUGGAAAUAUUUCAACAGAUAUUAAUUCACGCGGUAAGUGAGGGUUAUAAAUCCCCGCGAACGCCGUCUUGGAUAACUUCUUUUCAAGAAGCUACUUUAAAUGACUUCAAGAAGCAAUUUUACACUCCUACUGCGGGUUCAAAAGACUUGAGAUCGCUGGCGCACUCGGUUGUUAUUAAGUCGACCAAAGUACUCAAGAAUAUAUUUAUUUCGACACCCGAGAUUAAAAAUAAUUGUUCGUGGUGCAAUACACGGGUCAUUGAGAUUAUUAACUCCCAAUUGGCGCAUCAUGAAGUGUACUCGGAAAUACUUUGUAAAUUUAAUCUGAUGAAUGUGUCACAGAUACAAGAAAUCAUAGAAAAUCGUCUGUACUGGAAGAAAACUAUCGGUAUGAUUAAAAAUUUUGAGUUUCUGAGUGUUAAAAAAGACGUUGAUAGUUUUAUUACCGCUCUUGAAAGUGCGCUGCAUUAUAUUACCGACAUUGUAAUGGAUUACAAAGACCCCGAAGGGAAGAAAAAUUUAAACGAGUGCCUCACAAAAGCCGUUAACGGCGUGAAAAAUUUUUCUCCGGGAAUUUACGUUAAAAUAAUUGUCGGAAUUAUUGACGCGUUGGAGAAGAACAUAAAAGUUCUGGAGCUUCCGAGUAACAGGGAGGAUUUGAAUAAUCGCACAAGAUUAUCCGAGAAGUUUAUUCCCAUUUGGAAGCCUUUGAGGAGCGUUGUAAAGCAAGUAUACAUUGGAGAUGUGGAUAAAUUACUUCCGAAUGCGAGCAUAAAUGUUAAUUUAUUAGUGAGCGAUAGUAAGAGCUCUGUGUGCUCAAACGCUUCUUGCAGAAAUGCUUCAACGCUGAAUAAUAUCUUGAGUUCAAAGAAGGUACACAAGUUACUGAGGUACGAUCCAAGAUUAUCAAACUAUCCGUUGACUUCAGACAUCUCGAAGUUACUCGCAGAUAGUUUGGAUUUUUACUUGAUAAACCGCGAGAUUGUAUCGUGGCGUACUGAUGAUUCAUUUAAUUUAACUUGGCUACGCGAAAUCCUCCAGCAUUUAUCAGUGGUUCUGGAGGAAGGGGGUAGUUUGUUGGAUGUGGCAAGUAAGAUAGAUUUCGAAGACGUGUCCAAUGUCCUCGGAGUCCCGGAUCUCGCUGAUGGAGUGGUUAAUUUAUUGAGAGACAAGACUGUAGACAAACUUUUCGGAGGGCUGAAGGAAAUUCUCGACGAUGUGGAGCCUUUCUUGGACAGCGAUUCGGUAAAGCAUGACCUUUAUCUGAUUGUCGAUGCGUUUGAGUCCAUGGAAAUUUUCAAGAAUUUGGGUCUACUUGAUAUGAAAUACCUCGUGGCGGAAAUGUUCGUAGAUUGGGGCGUGCUGAGGAGGUUUCUGUUGCAGGAUAUGCAAAUUUCAAAGGAAUUCGUCGAGGUAAUAAGCCAAAGCAAAAUAGAUAUGCUGUCGAUAUUUAUGAAGGAGCGCUCAGCUAUUAGUUUGAAGGACACUCUUUGCUCUGAGGACAAUCUGAAGAACAUGCUCAGUUUCGAGGGCUCGAAAACUAAUGCCGAAGAAAUUAGUUCUGUUUUAUGCACUCUCAGUUCUGCAGCGACCCAAAAUAUGACGAUUACUUUGAUCCAAAAUGUUAAUUUUGAUUAUGUUUUUAGGACUUUGAUGAGCGCUAAUGUGAAGAAUAUUCUCAAAAAUGCCAAUCUCAGCGAAUCUCAAGGGAAGAUUAUCUUUGAUAACAUUGGCGUGGUUGCGGAAUUGGUGCCUUUCUUCAAAGACAACCUUGCGUCAGGAGUGAGUUUCAAUGAUCAAGGAGAUAAUCCCGAGAGCUCAGAGGUAUCUAGUGGGAAAUUCCUGCAAGAUGCUAGCAAAAUGCUGUGUGGUAAGCAACUUAUUCAAGACAGUGGACAGUUUUAUCGUAUUAUCAGCAGCAUUGAGGACAAAGAAAAGACCUACGAUCAAGCGGAAUUGAAUUCGCUGCCCACGGAAUUUUGUAGAGAUACUUAUAAAAACGUUUUGGCCAUGAGUGGUGGGAAGAUUGUUUGGUCAUAUGUAAAACCACUGUUAAGAGGAAAAAUUUUGUACUCACCAAAUUCGAGUACAAUAAGAAGAGUGAUGGGUUUGGCGAAUCAGACUUUCAGCGAAAUAGAUAUAUUUGGAAAUUUGAUGACGAAUAUUGAGAAGACUUUGGUCGCUUUGGCGAAUUUGUCAGACAUGGGAGAGAGUCUCAAUGAUUUGAAGGAGAUAAUGGCCUCGAAGGUGAUGAAAAUAGCGAUUAAGUCUAUGAGUGGUGGUAAAAUGCAAGGUGAUUUGUCGAACUUUGAUUUAGGGGAAAUUGCGUGGAAACUGAAGAAAUCCGGCAGAUUAACCCAAAUGAUAGGAAUGCUGAAUGACUUUAUUGAGUGUGUACUCGUGGAUCGCAUGAUUGGAUUUGACACUGAAGAAAAACUCGAAGUAGAGGCAAGAAAACUCACUGAUACAAAUGAAUUUUUGGCCGGAGUUGUCUUCAUGGAUACAGCUAAGUACUCAAAACGUUCUUUGGACGAAGGCCUGCCUGACGAUGUGGCCUAUAAGAUUCGCAUGGACGUGGACUAUGUGCCAUCGACAAAAAGAUUGAAGAACCAAUUUUGGAUUCCUGGGCCUGAGGGAUCUUUCAUUGAAGAUCUGCGGUAUCUUCGCGGGUUCAUCCAGCUUCAGGACUCUAUUGAUCGAGCGAUCAUAGAGGUAAAGUCGGGGAAAGAACAGAAUUGGAAAACUCUAAGCCAGCAGAUGCCGUAUCCCUGUUGGAAGUAUGCGCCUUUCCAGUCAACUCUCUAUGAAUCUCAAGGGCUGAUAAUUUGUUUCUACUUUGCCCUGAUGAUGUGUGUGGGUUCAGCGGUCCGGUACAUCGUAUGGGAUAGGGAGUCCCAGAAUGCGAUGGUGAUGAGUGUUAUGGGUCUCAAGCCUUGGAGAAAUACUUGUGCUUGGUUCAUCACCACGGGAGUGGAAUUGACUAUUGUGAUGGCGUCUAUCUGCAUAAUUUUGACUGCCGGAAAAAUUCUUCCUAAUUCAGAUCCUUUGUUGGUCAUGUUUUUCUUCAUGGUCUAUGUCUUCUCAAUUGUGACUUUCUGUUACAUGAUCUCUACGAUGUUCAGCUCUGCUAGCUUGGCGGCUGUCACCACAGUCGUUAUGUUUCUGCUUACUUACAUGCCCUAUGUCAUCGUUAUUGCUAUGGAAGCGACUUUAGGACUUGCUUACAAUAUUUUGCUGUGUCUGAGUAUGUCAACGAGUUUUUGUUACGGCUGUUUAUACGCAACUCGUCGCGAAGUCCAAGGAAUUGGUCUCACUUGGGAUCGCCUUUGGGAAGAAUCUAGCCCUGGAGAUCCAAUGUCUCUAGGUCUUAUUCUAGUCAUGAUGGCAAUUGACGGAGUGCUUUAUGCAUUAAUAGGAUACGUUGUUACCAGAUACACCAAUUCAGAUGAGGAUAGUGACAUCAGCAGUAUGACAGUAAACGAAAAACAAAUAGGUGUGAGAUUUGAAACAGUGAGAAAAGUUUUUCAAACAGAACGAGGAGAAGUUGUUGCAGUGGAUGACUUUAGUUUAAAACUUUGUGAAGGAGAAGUCACCAGUCUCUUAGGUAGAAAUGGUGCCGGUAAAACAACAAUCAUAAAAAUGUUAACCGGAAUGCUCGCACCAACUUGCGGAGAGAUUUAUCUAAAUGGAGAUGAAGGAACCAAACCAGACAUCGGAGUAUGUCCUCAAGAGAACGUCUUGAUCGACACGCUGACACCUCGAGAGCACAUGACAUUCUACGCUAAAUUGAAAGGUUCAAUGAACAACGAGGAGCUGUACAAGAAUGUGAAUGGGAUGUUAGCGUCUUUGGAGCUGGGUAGACAAGAGCACGAACCGGUGUCAAGACUAUCCGGUGGCACUAAACGACGUCUGUGUGUGGCUUUAGCGUUUUUGGGCUCGCCGAAGCUCGUUAUUCUGGACGAGCCCGGAGCGGGUGUUGAUCCAGCAGCACGUCGUCGAAUCUGGCGUCUUAUAGACCAACACCGCGUUAAUAGAACGGUUCUAUUGUCGACUCAUCAUCUCGACGAAGCCGAUAUGCUGAGUGACACUGUGGUGGUGAUGCACCGUGGUAAAAUUCUCUGCACGGGAUCACCCCUCACACUAAAAACCACUUACGGGCAGGGCUACUGGAUAAACGUCGCUUAUCCGCCAGCAGAGAUAAUCAGGGAGAUUGACAAUAAGGCCGUCGAAAGUUUACGGUCUCUAGUGCUCGAUGUGGUGCACAAUGCAACGGUCACGGCUAAUGACAUCGCCAGGGUAAUUAAAAGUCUCGAGGACAAUCAAAAGAGCUUAGGCUUCUCACGUAUCACCCUGGAGUGCGAUACUCUGGAAAAAGUAUUUUUAGAUUUGUGUUUUCGUGGGAAUAUUGGAGGUUCUGCUGUACGUGGUAGCAGCACCAGUGUCGCGAGCAUUAGCAGUGUCGAGCUGAACAUGAUUGACGACACGGAAUCUAUUUUAACGAGAUACCCGACUAACCCAUCAGCUCUUCGUCAAAUGAAAGCUCUGCUGAAAAAAAAACUGUGGCAUUUUAUACGUGACUGGCGAGCACCCCUGGCAACUUUAAUUCUCCCCACGAUUUUCGUCGCCGUCGCGAUGGGAUUUUCAUUGAUUCGACCGCCUUCUACUGACGAACCUUCAUUGGAUCUCAAUCCACAUCUUUAUGACACUCAUCCCACUUACUUCUACAGCAUUGACAAUGGCAGUGAUCCGUUCCUUCAACGACUGUCUUUUCAACUUCACGAUCGGUUCGGUGAUGAUUACGCUGGCGCUUGGCAGGCUCAUCCUAAUGACACGGGUACUUGUGAGUGCUCUCCAGAAGGUCAACAAAUUUGUCAUGGAGUUUCUAAAGCUGUUGAAGGUCUCUUUCAGACGCUGCCAGGUCGUCCAACACUUGACUGGAUAAUUUCCACGUUCCGCGAGUACAUUGAGAAGAGAUAUGGAGGAUGGUCGUUAUCUCAUUUGAAAGAGGAUCCUCUGUUCGUGGUCUGGUACAACAAUAAAGGGCACCACUCUCUUCCAGCCUACCUAAAUGCUCUCAAUGAAGCGAUUCUUCGAGCUUCUGGCGUAUCCGGACACUUGAAAACCUUCAACCACCCUCUAAAAUUGUCAAGCGACCAAUUGAACCGGACAACUUUACUGCAGCAUGUGGCAGACGUAGGGGUGGCUCUUGUUCUACUCAUCGCAUUCAACUUGGUAGCAGCACAAGGCGCGCGAGAGCUUGUCCGUGAGAGAUUGUCUGAGGAGAAGCGUAUUUUGUAUUUAGCCGGCGUGCAUCCUGUAACUUAUUGGACUACUGCCUUGAUCUGGGAUUUCUUGAUAUUCCUGGUAUCUAUUGGACUUGCCGUAGGAGUUUUCGAAAUAUUUGGACUGCCUGCAUACGUUGCUCGUGAUAAUCUUCCUGGUGUUUGUUUACUUCUUGUUCUUUUUGCGUGGGCAUCAAUUCCCUUUACUCAUUUAAUUGAAAAGACGUUCGACGACUCAAGUCUUUCAAACAUGGUUCUUUUCUGUCUGAAUACAUUCAUCGGUGUGAUCUGUCUUGCAACGAUACUUGUAAUCGACAUCCUGGGAAAGAGCCAAGCUGCUAAAGACACGAGACAAAUGUUGCAUAAUAUAAUGCUUCUCUUUCCACAAUACGCACUGGGAGACGCAUUAGUUCAAAUGUCAACCAAUGACAUUACUGCUGAGCUAUUGGAAAGAUUUAAUAUGGAUACUUACAAGUCACCAUUGGGAUGGGAUCUCAUUGGUCCUCAUUAUGUAUUUUUAUUUUUAGUUGGUGUUUUUCUUUACAUAGCUAAUUUAGCCAUUGAGUGCAGGAUAUUUCCUAGUUGGGAAAGAAAGAGAGAAUCUUACAAAGACGCUGGUGAAGAUGAAGACGUAGUAAAAGAGCGAGUAAGGGUUGAAAACGGAGCGAGCACAGACGUACUAAAGACUAUUAAGUUACGUAAAGAAUACAGAAGUGUUUACGGGACCAAUGUUGCUGUACAGAAUUUAAGUAUUGGAAUCCAAACGGGUACUUGUUUUGGUCUGUUGGGUGUUAAUGGAGCGGGAAAAAGUACGACGUUUAAGAUGCUUACCACUGAAUUGCUUCCGACAGCUGGAGAAAUAGUAUUAAAAAAUAAUAAACUAGAUAGACGGCCUCUUUGUAACGGAGAAAUCGGGUACUGCCCUCAAACAGAUUCGCUUGACGGAUUCUUAAGCCCCUAUCAGUGUUUAACUAUUCACGGGGAAGUUUGUGGACUAAGUAAUGUACCAAAAGCCGUUGAGUCGAUGCUAAACAGAUUUGACCUGCUGAAGUAUGCACAUCAGAGGGUUUCUAGCCUCAGCGGCGGAAACAAGAGGAAGCUAUGCGCAGCAAUCAGUGUAAUGGCCCCGGUUUCUGUAGUGCUGAUGGACGAGCCCACCAGUGGUAUGGAUCCCGCCACCAAGGAGCUUGUGGCGAGAAUUAUUCGCCAGAUCACAAGAGCUCAAGGCGCUGUUGUUAUGACAUCACACAGUGUUGCUGAAUGUGAAAAACUUUGUAAUCGAGUGGGAAUUCUUGCUCGUGCAGGGCUAAGGUGCAUUGGGACUGUUCAACAUCUUAAACAUAAGUUCGGCGAAGGACACAUUGCUUUUUUGCGCUUCACCCAGCCAGUAACGGUGAAAGAGCUGAAAGACGCGAUAUCUCGGCACUUGUACCGAGCCCAAGUGUCAUCAAGACAAGCAACAGCAGCGCGACUGAUGAUCCCCAGGGUCCACGAUGUCCCACUCAGCGAAACUUUCUCCCGAGUUAAAAGGCUUGCCGAGGAAUUGAAAGCUACCGACUACACGCUCACCCAAAGUUCAUUAGACCAGGUGCUGGUGAAUUUCUCUGAAGAAGCCGAAGACGAUUCAUCAGACCCGCGGUACAGAUCUCUUGUCAAUACGUAUCCGAGUAUGGACACCAUCCACAUGGAUACAUUCCAAUAGAUAAUUUAAUAUAGUUAUUUAAGAAAUAAUUAAAAAUCAAGCGGAGCAAAAUUAAAAUUUUAUUAUUAUUUUUAAGUUUUUUUUACAAGGAAGUUAUUAUAAAGUGAACCUAUUUUUUAUUAUGAACGGUUAUAUUAAAAAUUUUGUGUAUAAAUUCUCGUAAUUUUUUAAAGUCGGUAUGAGAAAAUGUUGUUUACACGAAGUUUAUAAUUAAAAAAAAAAAAAUUAUAUUAUAUUUAUGUAUAAGGUCUUACUAUUAGUGAUUAAAGUUUACCUGUAAGGUUUUGUGCGAAAAAUUCGCGUGGAUGUAAAAAAAAUGUGUGUAAAAAUAUAAAAUUGAUAAAUAUAUAAGUAUAAAAUGAUGUAUUGAAAAAUGUUUUAUAUAUUGAAUUGUAAGUAUUAGAUUGUGGUGGUGAGAAGAUUAGAGUUGAGCAAUAAAUACUUAGAAAUACUUGUCUAUCGAGACGUUGUAUGACGUAAUGUGUGAGUCAAAAAAUAGAUUUCAUAUAUAAGUGGAACAAGAAAGUUUGUGAAAUAUAUACAUAUAUAAUAUCGCGACGUAAUACGUUGAGAUUUUCAUGGACGUCUACGCUUCACGUCAUAUAUUAUAUAGGUAUGUAAGUAUACACAGAUAUAUUUGUAUUUGUAUGUAAGUUAAAAAUAAAUUUUGAGCGCACAGUUUGACGAAGUGGGCUUAUAUUUUUACUAUUUAAAUGUAUGAAUUUACUCAUCGUGAGUCAAAGCCUGUACGACCGGAAGGAAU